Molecule: messenger RNA, 2817 nt
Organism: Daldinia vernicosa
Lineage: Eukaryota; Fungi; Ascomycota; Sordariomycetes; Xylariales; Hypoxylaceae
Exons: 2
Coding region: 454-2664 (736 amino acids)
Source: RefSeq, a predicted model, not a curated record
GGAUUCCUUCAGUUUUUAUAUGAGGAGUUGUGCUACCUUUGCCAAGUGAUCUUUCUUGCACUAAAAUAUAUUUAGUUAGUCGCUUGACAUCCCUGUAUGUAUGUUCAAUAUUUAUAAAAAUUUAAUAGGUUCGUUCGUACUCUUUACCAUGCGGCCAACCUUCCAAUUAUCCUUAAAUUCGCACCCUCUUCCCAGCCUCAUUAGUUCCUACAUACCUCUCCUAAGGUAGUAGUGACGGAUGUUACAAUCGGAAGUGUAAGAAACGGCCCCCAAUUAACGAUUCAUAGUGUUUUGGGCUCAGCUACCCAGUUACCUAGGCUUCUAGACCAGUCUUUGGUGCGACGCGAUGUCUUGUGCGAUAUAGAAGUUCAUAUAAGCUAGCUCAGGCCCUGUUCUUAAUUUCAACCCCGUAAACUUCUCUAUUUGCUUUCACUAUUUUGUUUCUCCAAUGCGAUGGAGAACGUCGUACAAAGCGGGAGUGGAAAUAACGAAGUCCACCAUCUCGGUAACCAACACGAAUAUUAUUACGAAUAUUAUUACCCUUCCGGUUACAAUACUUACACGGGUUAUACUGGUUAUACGGGCUACACGGGUCAACCCGAUGGCUCUUUCGAAUACCAACCAGCCCAUGGGGAUCUAGGUCAGGCCCAGGCCCAGGCACCAGAACCGUCACCAUCACCGUACUACGCCUAUGACAAGUCCGGGUCCGGGUCCGGCUUCCCGACUAUUAGCAGCAACCCGUUUCCUCCUCAGGCGCCCUCCCCGCAUCCUACACAGUUCGAAUAUGUCGGCGCCGAGGAACCUUUUCCAUUGACACCAUCCAAAUCAAAACCCCAAAUCAUUUCGACACGCGGACACAACUGGAACUUGGAGAUAGGGGCGCUAGUUGUUAGUUUUGGCGCACUGGCAGCCUUGAUUGCGCUGCUGAUAUACGUGAAUGGUCGCCCGCUAUCUGAUUGGAAAGGGUCCAUCUCGGUCAACGUCGUAAUAUCUGGUUUAGGGGCUGUUUCCAGAACAUCUCUAGGAUUUGCCAUCAGUUCGUGUCUUGGCCAGGCUAAAUGGAACUGGUUUAAAAAGCGAUCAGACAACCUCAUCGCCUUUGAUAGGUUUGAUGAUGCUAGUCGUGGACCAUGGGGAAGUUUGUGGCUUAUCAUUUGGCUUCGAAUCCGCCAUUGGGUAGCUAUCGGUGCGGUCGUUACAAUAUUACUAAUGGCCUUCGAACCAUUCCUACAAGCGGUUAUUUCAUUCCCAGGGCAGGGUGACCCGAGUGUCGAUUCCUCUAUGAACCAACUCAGCCGCAGUGAAGCACUUGACGUAGGCUCGUACACCGGUGACCCCUCGACUGGAGUUGGAAGUCUGGAACUGACGCCUUCUGACUUGGUUAUAUCUCUUGACCCCUUUGAGACCCUACCAGACCUAGGGAUGCUAUCCUCGUUCAAUAACGGGUUUUACAAUUCUUCGAACGGCGAGAAACAAACUACUUCAUUUACCUGUCCUACCGCGAAUUGCACCUGGCCGGUAUUCACCUCGCUGGCCGUUUGUAGCUCAUGUAGCAACGUAACGGACCACUUGCGACGCUUUUAUGAAUACGGACUAAACAAAGGAACUCUAUCCUCAAAUACUAUGGCGAUAACCGCAAACUUUACCGUAAAUUCUUUACCCAGUCUCAAUCUUUCAAAUCCGUCCGACAUUGACCUAUCCGAGGGCAAAACUCUUUUCUCCUUAGUUGCCUUCAUGUCUGCAACAAGGAUUACAGACCCAAAACUUACCCUCGCAUACCAAAAUUUAACAACAAUGAUCACUGCAGUAGAGGUCCUAAGAGCCGCGCCGGAAUACGAAACAGGAAAGCUGAUAUGGGACGAGACUCCAGUUUCGGCAACCGAGUGUGCUUUAUAUUUCUGUACUAACGCGUAUGAGUCUACCGUCGAGAAAGGUGUCCUUACGGAAAACAUUGUGGCAUCUUGGGCCGAACGGGACUUUGAUUCCUACAGUAAUCUCAAGUACGUUAAGAAUUUCGAUGCCUACGAGAAGUGGAAUAACUACUCGUUCUAUUCCCAAAACGGAGAUGUCAGCCGAAGUAAUCUGGAAUUAUUCAUUCCUGAUGGAGAAAUCGAGAAGUAUAAGCUACCCGGAAAUGUUACUCGGCGUUUUAACUUGACGCAAAACACUGUUGGUAGCACAGUGCGUUUUGUUAAUGACGAUCUCUUGAACAAGGUUAUGACUUGGCCCGUGGGACUAAAUACCGAACCAAUCCCAGUUGCACAGGCUCUAUAUCAAAGCCAAGAUCUAUCAGCUACCUUUGACCAAGUUGCCUGGACCGUAUCGAAUUGGAUGCGCGAUAUCUCCGACGUAAAAACCCCUGGCGUUGGGCGGGAGUGGAUCAUCCAUAUCCGUGUUAAUUGGUAUUAUAUGAUCCUUCCCUUGAUUACUAUAGGCCUCGGCUUCCUUUUCUGCGUGUGGACUAUUAUAGAGACACGUAGACUACAUUUAGAUCCUUGGAAGACGAAUAUGAUCGCCACCCUUACGCACUCCGUCGACGACCAAACACGAGCACAGCUUAGGGAUGCUGAUAGAGAAGGAUACUUGAAGAAGUCAGUUAGGGCUAUGACCGUUAAAUUUGAAGAUACAGGGUCUGGGUUAGAAUUACGGACUAAACAAGCUUGAGUACUUACGAUAUACAUAUACCCCAUGAGUAAAUUAAUAUUUCAAUUGUGUAUCUAAGUAUUGCGCGGCAUAUUUCUUUCAUAUUAUUAUGGCGGCGCAUUUUAUCAUGACCAUUAAUGAAUAAUCGGGGGAUAAACAUUAAUAUCAAUGCUG